UUGUGGUUGCUGGACGCUGAUCCAGGGGCAGAUCCGGAUCCAGAGGCAGAUCCUGAUCCAGAGGCAGAUCCCGAUCCAGAGGCAGAUCCUGAUCCAGAGGCAGAUCCUGAUCCAGAGGCAGAUCCGGAUCCAGAGGCAGAUCCUGAUCCAGAGGCAGAUCCUGAUCCAGAGGCAGAUCCUGAGCCAGAGGCAGACCCCGAUCCAGAGGCAGAUCCUGAACCAGAGGCAGAUCCGGAUCCUGAUCCAGAGCUAGAAGAUGCACUGCCGUACUUGCAGCCUGCGUGGUACGGGUAGUCGCAGGUUU
Molecule: messenger RNA, 304 nt
Organism: Bacillus rossius redtenbacheri
Lineage: Eukaryota; Metazoa; Arthropoda; Insecta; Phasmatodea; Bacillidae
Product: protein TsetseEP-like
Exons: 1
Source: RefSeq, a predicted model, not a curated record